Melanaphis sacchari is the source of this 603-nucleotide messenger RNA. RefSeq names its product ribonuclease P/MRP protein subunit POP5 (gene Pop5). The coding region runs from base 140 to 571 and encodes 143 amino acids. NCBI's taxonomy places the organism in Eukaryota, Metazoa, Arthropoda, Insecta, Hemiptera, Aphididae. The record is from RefSeq and is a predicted model, not a curated record. Gene Ontology annotation, biological process: tRNA 5'-leader removal. Gene Ontology annotation, molecular function: ribonuclease P RNA binding. The transcript has 4 exons. Gene Ontology annotation, cellular component: ribonuclease P complex.
AAUUUGUCACGAAACGUGUGAUUUAUCUUCAUACAGAAAACCAAAUUUUCAGUCUUUUGAAUUAUAAUAACUAGCAAGAUAAUUUUUAGUAUUGUUUUAUUAAUUAUUACACAGGUUUUAUUUCUUAACUGAUUUAAGGAUGGUGCGAUAUAAAAACCGUUACAUGGUUAUUCAAUUAAGAACUUUAGAGAAUGACAAUUUAGAUUUUAAAGUUUCUGAUAAAGAAUUGCAAAUAUCAGUAUUAAAUAUGAUCAAAUCAUUACAUGGAGAUUUUGGAGCUGGAGCUAUUAAAACAUGUUUUAAAGUUCGUUAUUGUAAUCCAACUACAAAAAUUAUAAUUUUUAAAACCAGACAUGGUCCUCAUAAAUUUCUUGCUUCUGUCAUACCAUUUAUUAACAAACAUCAAGAAAAACAAAUUCAAUUAUCAUCACUUUAUACUGGUGCAUCUAUGUUUCAGUGCUAUAAAUUUAUUCAGAACUAUCAAAAAGAUCUUGUAAGAAAAAUGACCAAUACAAUAAGUGAGAAAACCAAAGAAAAAAUGUUAAAUAUCACUAAUGUAGCAAAUUUCUGAUUUUUAAAAGAUUGAUUGUUUGAAUUUUUAAU